GAAUACAAGCCGGAUAUUGUGUCGUUACAUUGUCACCCUGUGUUGUUCAUGUUGUAGGUCUCAGGGGCCUCAGGGUUACACCCACACUGUCCUUGGGGCUACACAGGCUGCUACACCUCCCGGAGACAAUGGCAGCGUCUUCGGUGACAGUGUUGUGUCCCAAUGGCCGGAGACCUGUGGUGAAGGUGACGCCCAACACCAGCAUCUUGCAGAUAAUUGAAGAUGCAUGCAAGAAAGAAAGCUUUGACCCAGAUCAGUAUAAACUCAAACACCUUCAUCGCAUGUUGGAUGUCAGCAGCACAGUGCGUUAUGCCGGACUUCCUAACAAGUGUCAACUAGAGCUCAUUAAAACUGAUGCCCCACGGACAGCAGAGACUGUUAUUGUUAAUGUGGCUACAGAUUCUGGCCAAAGGCUUAUUCAUGACUUUCCAGCUACAACUACUUUGUGGGAAAUUCUUUCUUACCACGAAGUGAAUGGUAACUCGGGACCUCUCCUUCCCCCUGGUGAUGGUGACCGGGAGCCCGUCAUUGUGUAUACAAUGAGAAGAAUCAGGGGUGAAGAACUGAGAACUACUUCCCUCAAAGCUCUUGGAAUUCUCAGUGGGAAGUGCAUGCUUAGGUAUAGCAUCCAGUCAGCACACUCAAAUAGUCAAGCCCACGUGUCCGCUCCAUUGUCAAAACCGAAGGCUUCUCAAGAAAUUGAAGAACCUGCAUCACAAGAUGGGAAUAUUAGUGCACAACCUUGCCACCAAAGAGAGCCUCAGCCAGUUGCCAAGGCUCCAGAGCCACACGAGGUCCAUGUCCAUCAUGAACGUCUAGAACAUAAUCUACAAGAUCAACCCAGGCAUCAUGCUGUCGACGUUGUCCCUGAACUGAGUCUAGAUUUAGUGUCCUCCAGCCACAGUAUAGUUCCAGAUGUAAUUCAGUCUCAGAAGAAUUUGCCACAGCCUGAUAUUACAGAAGUGAGUGAGCCGAUGGAAUCCCCAGCGCCAAUGGAUCUUCUUGAAGGACAGUGUGCUCCAAUGUCAGGAAGCAACCCUGCAGACCACGAGCCCUCGUCAAUGUUGACGGAGGAGACAGUAAUUAAGCUUGGUUCCCAUGAUGCCAUCCUCUUCAGUAUGGGUGAUGCUCCUCCAACUCAUGUUCAAGAAGAAGAUGAAACCUUUUUUGAAUUAUCUGUUAAUGAGGUGAAGAAUUUAUACCAAGAGCAACAGAAAAUCAUGCAGGCCUUGGCAGAAGCACCCAUCAUGACUCAGCAGAUGCGAGAGAUGGAGAAAAAUGCUAAAAUCCUCUCUGCUCUCAACAAAUAUCCGGUCACCCAGUUACGAAUACACUUUCCUGACGAUCACGUCAUUCAGGCAUCAUUCAAGUCGGCUGAAACUGUUGCCAAUGUAAUGGACUUCCUCAGGCCAUUUCUAGUUGAUCCUACAGCAAAAUUUAAUCUACAUACCAGACAUCCUCCACGCAUCCUGUCGACAGACUUGACACUUGUUGCUGCUGAGUGUGUUCCUAAUGCUCGCAUAUAUUUUGGAUCUACAAGUGGAGGACCACCUUACUUGAACAGUGAUACAUUAGCAAAGAAGUCAUCAUUCAGUGGGGCCUAUGGUAGCCUGGCACCAAGGAAGCAACGUCGACAAAUUACCGCUGCAACCUCCUCUGGAUGUUCGGUUUCUGCAAAUUCAAGUAAAGUGUCUACAGCCACAGAGAGGGAGAAUGAAGAAAGUCAUUACAGUAAGAGGACAAACGCAAGUAACCGAAACACUGGCGCUGUACCUAAACUUCCGAAGUGGUUCAAGAAGGUGCAAAAGUGAUACUGUAUUAAGCCUUAAACAUUGUUAUACUGUAGAUUACCACUAUGAAAUAUUUAUCCAUACAAGCAUGUACAGCAUAUUGCUUUCUCCUUUCAUGUUACAUGUUCAUAAGCAAGGAAUUUGAUAUUGGGAAUUUUUAACAAGCUUUUUUUUUUUUUUUUGUUUCUUAAAGAAAUAAACUGAAGUCAAACUGCCAA
Messenger RNA from Procambarus clarkii (red swamp crayfish), 2008 nucleotides. RefSeq names its product tether containing UBX domain for GLUT4. Lineage: Eukaryota; Metazoa; Arthropoda; Malacostraca; Decapoda; Cambaridae. Gene Ontology annotation, biological process: intracellular protein transport; glucose homeostasis. Gene Ontology annotation, molecular function: protein binding. The record is from RefSeq and is a predicted model, not a curated record. Gene Ontology annotation, cellular component: cytoplasm; vesicle membrane; nucleus.